Messenger RNA from Fimicolochytrium jonesii, 2343 nucleotides. RefSeq lists its product as uncharacterized. NCBI's taxonomy places the organism in Eukaryota, Fungi, Chytridiomycota, Chytridiomycetes, Spizellomycetales, Powellomycetaceae. Bases 367 to 2145 code for a protein of 592 amino acids. The transcript has 3 exons. The record is from RefSeq and is a predicted model, not a curated record.
GCUCACACACCUCGACUCGAGACUCGUACAGCCAGUUUCAACCCUCACCUUACAACAACUCCCAAAGGUGUUCCCGAGGAUAGGAUAGCGGCUGGCCGACUACUAUUCUCUUCGAAUAUCUCCGCGAACGGAGCUCGCAAGAAAGGCUUUGCACGGGCAGAAAACGAGCGCUUCUCGCCUCAAUCCAUUUUCUCGCCUCCCUUUUUUUUCACGCCCGGCUGGUCCAUUGCGAGCUUUCACCUCCCCCGAAAGUGCGGUGCUAGUUUCGGUGUCUGUUCUAUAGCUUGGACGUAGCGUCGGCACUGGACAACGGGAUCGCCUUCACCUCCCACUUCACACCUCCCCCCAUUUCACACCUCGCCCAACAUGGACACCCCCCUCCUAAUCCUCCUCAUAACCUUCGGCAUCUCGGUCCUCCUCGCCCUGGAGCUGAUCGCCAUCUUCACCCGUGUCAAACGCAACCUCACCCUCCGCGUGUGGGCAGGGUUCACUAUCCUCUAUGCUUUGAUCGUUUUUGCGGGCAAUAUUGCGACGGGUGGGGAGGGCAAUGUGCCGGGGAGCAAGAAGGCCUUGAGUGAUGGGGUUUGUGCAGGGCAGGCGUUGGUCAUCCUUUAUUUGAUUAGUGUUAUAUACGCGCUCAACUUCUUCAUCACCUUCAACGUCUGGUCCGCCGUCUGCUCGACCAAAUUCCGGGACCGUGAAUCCCGUCGUUUCCCAAUCUACCUCACCAGCUCACUCAUCGUCGCGGCCAUCCCCACCGCCGUCGUCGCCUACUUCAACAUCCAGAAAAUGAAUUCCGCGGUACCCGUGAUGGUGCCCGUGCCCGUCCCCGGCGCCCCCGCGGGCACCACCGUCAUGAUGCCCAUAAUCCCCGAGCCCGGUUUCGCCUUCUUGGGAAGUUAUUGCCAGCCCGUCUAUCCCGUCAAAUCCUUUAUCUACGGCCCCAUGUGGUACAAUGGCCUCUCCACGCUCGCGUGUGUGGCGAUGAUCCUCCACGCCGGCGGAAAACUCAUCGUGUACCGUAGUCAGAUGAGCACGAACAAUGAGAGCACGAGCGGAGGUGUUGGCAAGAGCAGCCGCGGCGGCACGUCCCCGAACUCCAGCGCGACGAUCAGUAAAGCGAUGUGUGUCAGGUUUGGAGUGUGGGUGGUUGUUUUCUUGGUGGUGGUUGUGAUUGCGAACUGGAAGUAUGUGGAGGCGGUGGCGAAUAAUAAGUUUAUGACUGCGGACCCGAGACAUAUUCCGGUUACGUUUUAUGCUGGCGCCAUCCUCGGCCUCGCCGCCUACCUCGUCUUCGGCACCGGCCGCGCCGCCUUCAUGGCCUCCACGCCCUACGCGAUCUACAAGCACUUCACCAACCGUUCCUCGCGCUCCUCAACAACCUCCGGCCGCCGCCCCUCCAACUUCUCCACCUCCUCCUACAACCCCACAUCCUCCACUAUCCACAACACCCGCGUCAACACCAAAGCGGUCGAGAACGACGGCUACGACAUGCGCGCGUACUACCUCGACCAGUCCGCGAAAUCCGGCGGUGCAGCAAGAGAGACGUAUGGCGUUACCCGUGAGCAGGACGGGUUGAGUUACCCGGCCGUCGCGGCCGCUCGGCAGUACCCCGUGUAUGAUUACACCAACGAUGAGCAGGAGUACUACGCCCCUUCUCAGGUGGCUUCCCCGCACCAGGACGGGUACAACGACUACCCCCGCUACACCAACAACGGAUCCCAACAGCAUCUCACGCGCGCGACGACUCCCGCGACGACCACCAACGCGACCAAUGUAUCGUACUACGAUGAUGUGUACGACUCCCAGUCCACCACAGCGUUCCACAAUCCCACACCGAACCCAUCCAACCGCUCCAUCCGCUCACCCACCCCCGUGCGCUCCAACACCGGGAAUGCGUCCGAGCUCGCGUACAUGACCACCGGACCCGCGUACGGGUACACGUCGCCGACGAGUGUAUCCCAGAGCGCGAGGGGCGGCAGUGAGCGGGGAGGAGGGUAUGGCAGCGAACGAGGCGGGAGUGAACGCGGAGGCAGGGCGCAGUACGGGGUUGCGAGGGAGAGUGAGGACGGUGCGUAUGGACAGGGCGGGUACAGCCAGCAGGGGCAGGGGUAUGGACAGGGCGGGUAUGGAUAUGGCCGGUAGAUGAUGGGUAUAGCCCAGCCCCCGGCUCGAACGGAUCCCCGAAUCGAACUAUCAGCUGCUGAUGGCCACCACGCAUCCCCUCACACGCAUUCACACCCCCGACGCUCCAGCGGGCGCCUGGGAACAUUGGUUCUCAACCCACUUUCGUAACCCAUUCGUUCAUCCCGCGUUCAUUCAUUCAUCACACAUCCGGUUUGC